UGCCCAGCCCGCCCAGCCAUGGGGUAAAAGGAGCGAGCGAGCGAGCGGACGGAACAAUAAAAAGCUGCUGGCGCUACCGGUUCCUCCUGUCGCUCGCCCGCCGAAGGACUGCCUGGCCGCUGGCCGGCAAGUAGGGUGGCCAGCAACGGGCGGCGAUGCCGGGCGCUUACGGGCGCUGAGCGAGCGAGGCAGCGGCCGGGGGUGCAAAAGUGGAACAAGGCGGAGAAGAGCGAAGGGAAGGCGCGCGGCGGAUGCUUUGCGCGGCUGGGCGGCGGCGGCGGCGGCAGAAGAAGAGAGCCGGGGGGGAGAGGAGGGCGGCGGCGGCGGCGGAGCGAUGAUCGCGGAGUUGGUGAGCAGUGCCCUGGGGCUCGUCCUGUACCUCAACACGCUCGGCGCCGAUUUCUGCUACGAUGACAGCCGAGCUAUCAAGACAAACCAAGACCUACUUCCCGAAACACCGUGGACACAGAUAUUCUACAAUGACUUUUGGGGCACUCUCCUUACCCACAGCGGGAGCCAUAAAUCUUACCGGCCUCUCUGUACACUCUCCUUUCGCAUCAACCAUGCUGUUGGAGGAAUGAAUCCCUGGAGCUACCACCUUGUCAAUGUCUUCUUACAUGCUGCAGUCACAGGUCUUUUCACAAAUUUUUCACGAAUACUCUUUGGUGAUGGAUAUUGGACCUUACUUGCUGGCCUGCUGUUUGCUUCUCAUCCCAUUCAUACUGAAGCAGUGGCAGGAAUUGUGGGACGGGCUGACAUUGGAGCAUGCCUCUUCUUUCUGCUCUCCCUUCUGUGCUAUACUAAACACUGUUGCGCAAGAAACUACUCAGAAGGAACGUGGGGCUGGAUCUUGGGUACAGGACUAUGUGCCACAUGCAGCAUGUUGUGGAAGGAGCAAGGAGUGACUGUUCUAGCAGUAUCAGCAGUUUAUGAUAUCUUUGUAUUUCACAGGCUAAAAGUACACCAAAUCAUUCUGGCUAUCUAUAAGAGGAAGAACUUGCACCUCCUUUAUAGCAUUGGUUUAUUGAUCUUCUGGGGAGCUUUGCUGCUCGGUCUUCGCUUCUACUGGAUGGGGAACAAACCUCCCAGCUUUUCCAACUCUGACAAUCCUGCAGCUGACUCGGACAGUUUUCUAACCCGAACUCUGACCUUUUUUUACCUGCCAACCAAAAACCUUUGGCUAUUGCUGUGCCCAGACACUCUUAGCUUUGAUUGGUCCAUGGAUGCUGUGCCUCUUCUCAAAACAGUCAGUGACUGGAGGAACCUACAUACAGUGGCCUUCUAUACUGGACUCCUUCUCCUUGCUUAUGCUGGUUUGAAAAACUCCAGUAAAGAGAGAGAAUGCAAUGGUAAAAAUGUAACAAAUGGCAAACCAAAUGCCAAUGGACAUAACUGUUUAUCAGAAAUGGAAUAUAAAACCCUGGAUUUGAAGUCAAAUUUUGUAUCUAAAGAAGAAAACGGUGUUAACAAACCCUUGCUGCAGAGACCGCAACUUCCAUCCACUGAGAAUAUUGUAGUUCUGUCUCUUUCAUUAUUAAUUGUUCCCUUUAUUCCUGCCACAAACUUGUUUUUUUAUGUAGGCUUUGUGAUAGCAGAGCGUGUGUUGUAUAUACCUAGCAUGGGCUUCUGCCUGCUGAUCACUGUAGGCACCAGGACCCUCUAUAUCAAAGCCCAAAAGCGCUUUCUGAAGAACUUGAUUUUUUUUGCCACUGCUGCAUUAAUUUUUUUCUAUGGACUCAAGACAUUUGUCAGGAAUGGGGACUGGCAGAACGAAGAGAUGCUGUAUAAGUCAGGGAUUAAAGUAAAUCCAGCAAAAGCAUGGGGUAACCUUGGAAAUGUUCUGAAGAGCCAGAGCAAGAUUUCUGAAGCUGAGAAUGCUUAUAGAAAUGCCUUGUACUACCGCAGCAACAUGGCUGAUAUGCUUUAUAAUUUAGGAUUGCUGCUGCAGGAGAACAGCAGGUUUUCGGAAGCACUUCAUUACUAUAAAUUGGCUAUUGGAAGCAGACCUACUUUAGCAUCUGCUUAUUUAAAUACUGGUAUUAUCUUAAUGAACCAAGGGAAAGCUGAAGAAGCCAAGAAGACAUUCUUGAAGUGUUCAGAAAUUCCUGAUGAAAACUUAAAAGAUCCUCAUGCACACAAGAGUUCUGUUACCAGCUGUCUGUAUAAUUUGGGAAAACUCUACCAUGAACAGGGACAGUAUGUGGAUGCCCUCACAGUUUACAAAGAAGCAAUACUGAAAAUGCCAAGGCAGUUUGCACCACAGAGCUUGUAUAAUAUGAUGGGAGAAGCUUACAUGAGGCUCAGCAGAUUCUCUGAAGCAGAACAUUGGUAUGUAGAAUCGCUGCGCUCCAAAACAGAUCACAUCCCAGCUCACCUUACCUAUGGAAAACUUCUAGCUUUAACGGGUCGUAAAAGUGAGGCAGAAAAAUACUUCUUAAAGGCAAUUCAGCUUGAUCCUACCAAGGGAAACUGUUAUAUGCAUUAUGGCCAGUUUCUCCUAGAAGAAUCACGCCUGAUAGAAGCAGCAGAGAUGGCAAAGAAAGCAGCUGAGUUAGAUAACACGGAAUUUGAUGUUGUGUUCAAUGCUGCUCAUAUGCUCAGACAAGCUAGCCUCAAUGAAGCCGCUGAGAAGUAUUAUAAAAUGGCAGCUGAGUUGAGACCAAAUUAUCCAGCUGCCCUAAUGAAUCUGGGGGCAAUUCUUCAUCUCAAUGGCAAACUCCUAGAAGCUGAAGCAAACUAUCUCCGUGCCCUUCAGUUCAAACCAGAUGAUGUCAUCACACAGUCCAAUCUACGCAAACUCUGGAAUAUUAUGGAAAAACAAGGCUUAAAGACAUCCAGAACAUGACAUGGGUGGGAAAGCCCUUGAAUCUCUCUAUUUCUCUCUCUGUCUUUCUGUUUGGCAAAGGCUGAGAAACAUCAAAUCCAGAACAUCUCCCAGGGUGCUGGUUUGUUGAGUGCUCUUGCUGGACUGGAUGGUAAUUGUCCAAGCUUCUAAUUGCUGCUAGGAGAAACCUAUAGGGCUGCUUUUUUGUGGUGACAUUUUGACCGUGAGAGAGAGUUGACUGUCUUAGGAGCUUCAAGACUUGAGAGUUACAGCCACAAGCAUAAAAGCAAAAUAGAUUUGAACCUGGAGCACUUGAAAGGGGCCCUUUCAGCAUAUUCACCAGGUCAUCCUCUCAUUUUCAUGUAGUUUCCAGUAGAAAAUCAUGCUGGCCUAUAUAACAUCCACCCAGUCAACCCGGGACUUUAGAAAAGGAUAAAGAUCGGCUUACAUUAUUUUUGAGAGUGUAAUUCAUUAAAACAUCUACUAAAACCCAAUGUGUUUGCAAUUUGUCUUCAUAUUGUGUAUCUCCUUAGGGCUGUCUGCUUAUCUCUUCACAGACUAGCCACAAACACUUGAAAAAUACUUGAACAAUGUGGCAACAAACUCACUAUUUCUUGACAAUUACACAUUUUCUUUCAUUCAAUGGUUAAAAAUAUAAAAACAGAUUUCUUAUUUGCUGUGGUUUAUAUUUUACUAAUAGAAUCAGCAAAGAAUAGUGAAUUGAAGCAUGGAGCAUUGCAUUUGCCCAACAGAAGUGGAUCCAAGGCAGACUAGAUUUUCAUGUCUCUUCUGUUUUCAUUUAAAGUGGGAGUGACCUAACCUUUAUAACAAAGGGUGCACUUUGGUGAUGAAAGCUGAAUACUCUGCUCCCCCACUUGAUGUCACCAGGCUAUUUUGCUUCAGGCAUGUUACUUACCAGCUUAGCUCACUUCCAGGAUCUGAGUAGAACCAGCUGAGAGAAAAGUACCCCAAGUGACAGAGUAAGUAGAUCAUAAGACAAGGAGAGAGUUCAGCUCCUCUCACCAAAUGCACUUUUUAUUUCUUUUUUCAAAAUGCCCUACCUGUAAGUGCACCAAAGUGAAUGCAGCCCACUUGAAGAGAGAACAUAGGUCCUCUUUCAUAAGUUUGCCCUUAAGUGUAUCACAAUGCAGACAACUGUAGUUUGAUUGCAGUGUAGAUCCGCUGGCUUGAAAAUUUGCUAAAGCACAAAUAGUGGUGCACAGAAGGGAAGUGAAUGUCAACAAUACGAUGAUGAGACCAGCCCUUUGCCAAAGUACAGUGCAACUGGGCUUGGUAUUUAAAAAUGAAUGGUUCUAAGCCUUUAACUGUAUGUCUACUUCUGGAUCAGCUAGACACUGCUGAAAGUUUGAAGAAGUGUGUAGUUAGUAAAUAUAGCCACCUGGAGUGCUGUUUUUUCUUGGUGGAAAGAUGGGAUGCAAAUAAAACAAAUGUUUCUGAAAUGCUACAGUGUGAUUGAUAAGCAGUUUGUAGGAAGGGAAGCAGGCAGCAGGAAGCUAAAAGGAUGUAAUACUUUCAGCAUUUAGCAUAUUUACAGGGUAUUACACCAAAAGGGAUAAUGUGACUGACAAUGGUUGCCAAUUAUUUUUGCAUAUAUUUAAUGUUUCUACAUACAGAAAAUAUUUGUGCAACGUAUAACCCAAUGUUGGAUUUCUAGCAGCAUUUUAGUAUUUAACACUUUGGCUUAUUUGGCAUAGUUGUUAUGAAAAGUAUUAAAAAUCUGUUAGACUGCACUGUGCAUUGGGCAAUUUACCAACUGCUCUGUUGGGUAGGCAAGUUGGAUGGAAUCCAUUCUAGCAUCCAUUUUGACACUAGUCAGAAUAAAGGGAGAUCAGAUCACAGUGAGCUACUUUACUAUUUUCCAAGUGCUUACCUGUGCCCAAAAGAAUUUCUCCCCUUGUGCCAUUUCACAAGCUGCUGCUGCAACUCUUGUUUCAGAAACUAUUUCCAAUGACAAUGAGAGGGACGGGUUUGAUAUUUGAAAAAUGUAGGUUCUUUGCAGUCUAGCCUUAUAUUACAGAGCACUGUUGAACUGAAGAUUAAUAAGGCUCUCUUAUAAUCCCUUGUAUGUAAACCUUUCCUCUUAAUGCAUAUCAUCCCAUUGCUGUUUGUGUCUGGUCUAAUAUGUUGUUGAAAUUCUUUGUUUCCCCACUGCAGCAAACACUUUCUCUAAAGAAGUCACUUGAGACACACAUCUGUUGCUAGUCUUCUAGUUUGCUUUUCACACUGUGUUUUUAAAUGUUUAAGGUGUGUAUCGGUGCUUAGAGGGAAAUGGGGACACAUUUAUUCUGUACUUUUUAGGCACACAAACUAUUGUAUACAUGUUAAGGAAUCAUGGCUAUCUCUUUUGGCCUAACCACAAUUUAUGUCACUGUGUGUAGCUAUCUGAGCUCAUUUUCUUUUCCAUUAGUAGCAGCUUAAAAAAAGAAAAGAAAAGAAAAGAACAUGUUGGACAAUUUUCAUAUGAUGCCCUCCCUCCCACUCUUGUUCUUGGUCCUUGUUAAGGAUCAACGACCUUUGGAUUUUGCAUCCAAAGUAGCUUUUUAUAAUGAUAUAGGAAAGAAUAUGAAAUAAAAAUUCCACAUUUUCAGUGUUGCAGGGUAAGGAUUAUGGUAAUGUAUAAAUGGUAGAUUGAAUCUCUUUAGUAUCAUAACCAUCAUGCUGCAUUUCCUUUUUAUUUGUAAAAAUAAAAGCUGAACUAAUCUUUAGGAAUGCAUUUCUGGAAUAAUGCUAUGCAUAUCUACUUAGAAGUAAGUCCCAUUGUGUUCCAUAGGUCUUACUUCCAUGUAAAUAAGUAUAGAAUUGUGCCCCAAGUGUAGCAUGCUGAAACCUCUUAAGUUUCAGCUAUCAGAUGCAAAUACAACUUUGUGGUUGUAAUAUGUUAUUCUAGCUUCUCCUUUGUGUAUUCUAUAUUAAUUCUUACAUUCAUUGCACAAUAGUGAUUCAUAAGGUUUUAUGAUAUUGACUGUCUCAUUUCAACAAUGACAAGUGGAAGAUUAAAAAGAAGAAAGAUUGUUCCAUAUUUCUCCAUACAUGUUCACUAUAGGGCUGGGCUUUAUAACUUUCAAUUUUGGAAUAAGUUUAAAAUGUUGUCUCUGCUCAGGGAUUUGUGGUGGAUAUUGUAGACAGUGCUUUGAAAAAGCACAAAUUUACUAAAUUAAAUUUUUAUUUUUUGAGAAAACUGGUAUUUCUAUAAAUUAUCACAAUUUGUAGGCUUUCCUUUUUGUAGAAAUGAUUGUUUAUGUGCCAGAUAAGA
Molecule: messenger RNA, 6098 nt
Organism: Varanus komodoensis (Komodo dragon)
Lineage: Eukaryota; Metazoa; Chordata; Lepidosauria; Squamata; Varanidae
Gene: TMTC2
Product: transmembrane O-mannosyltransferase targeting cadherins 2
Exons: 12
Coding region: 335-2845 (836 amino acids)
Biological process (GO): protein O-linked glycosylation via mannose
Cellular component (GO): endoplasmic reticulum membrane
Molecular function (GO): mannosyltransferase activity; protein binding
Source: RefSeq, a predicted model, not a curated record